GGGUUGUCCCUAUGAGCGCGGUGGUGUUGUGACUAAACCCUUGUGCUGCUAAAUAGUGAGUGGGAGGGUUUCGUUCGUACUCUGGUUUCUAGGUCUCCCAGCGGCUCGACGAAGCUGCACACCGGAGCCUUCACAUCUUGAAAUCGCCUUUCCUUGGCUACUAUGGCAGGUAGGAGCCGUUUGCCUCGUCAGCAGGAUUUGCCUCGUCACCAUGAACUGCGUGGCUUUCAUGAUGGCCUCCAACCCCCACAAAGGCGACAUGCUCCGAUGCCUCUUCACCCAAUCGAAGAGGAGAUUGCAAUACGGCGCGAUGAGAUACGUCGGCUUCGCGCUGAUAAUCAUUUGCUUGUUGAAGAAAAUGUUGCAUUUAGGAGGGAAAUAGCCGCUGCAAAAGAAGAACUCCAUGCGCUUGGACAGUUGAUACCCAAGAUUCGUGCAGAUAAAGAAGCUCAGGCUAGGGAACUGAUUGAAAAGGGUUUAAAGCUGGAGAAGGAGCUCCGAGGCCUUGAGCCUCUCAGGGCUGAGCUUAUACAGUUAAAAUCAGAAGCUCAGAAGCUAGAUGGUCUGCGUAAAGAGCUUUCAGGCGAAGUGCAGAACAUGUCCAAGGAGCUUAAACACAUUCAGGCUGAGAACCAGCAAAUAUCUACGCUGAGGCUGGAUAUUGAUGGCCUGCACCAGGAGCUGGUCAGAGCCCGGACAGCUUAUGAGUAUGAGAAAAAAGCUAAUGCAGACCAAUUGGAGCAGAGACAAGUGCUAGAUAAGAACCUUGCUUCCAUGGCUAGAGAAGUGGAGAAGUUGAGGGCAGAGCAUAUAAGCCUGGAGAACAGAGCAAGGGGACCUGGUCCUGGAGCUUAUGGCGAUGGCUUUGGCAGCGACAAGGGACUCUAUGAUUCUGGUUCCUGGUUGUCUUAUGAGCACCGCGGCUUUCCUCGCCAUUGAUUGUUUUGAACGUUUAUUUGCUCCCUCCUUGUUCCAGUUAGUACUCUUUCUGAACUCUUCAAAUGGUUUUUUAUUGCGAACUAUCUGAAACUUAUAUUUCUUAAUGGAGUUUAGAGCAUUGUAAGCUUAUGAACAUGAGAUUCUUGGUUUGGCUUGAAAGUUUCCUACCUGUUUUGCUGAACUACUCAAUGAAGAAGAGUUUCUAUUAUCCUUCACUAUAAUGCUGGAAUA
Messenger RNA from Dendrobium catenatum, 1170 nucleotides. RefSeq names its product protein FLX-like 3. The record is from RefSeq and is a predicted model, not a curated record. Bases 163 to 939 code for a protein of 258 amino acids. The transcript is spliced from 3 exons. NCBI's taxonomy places the organism in Eukaryota, Viridiplantae, Streptophyta, Magnoliopsida, Asparagales, Orchidaceae.